Molecule: messenger RNA, 3029 nt
Organism: Centrocercus urophasianus (Greater sage-grouse)
Lineage: Eukaryota; Metazoa; Chordata; Aves; Galliformes; Phasianidae
Gene: GYS2
Product: glycogen synthase 2
Exons: 17
Coding region: 228-2342 (704 amino acids)
Biological process (GO): glycogen biosynthetic process
Cellular component (GO): cytoplasm
Molecular function (GO): alpha-1,4-glucan glucosyltransferase (UDP-glucose donor) activity
Source: RefSeq, a predicted model, not a curated record
UUCAAUUGUUCCUGAAGGGGAAGAUACUGAAUGCUGUGGCUGGGGAGUUCAAAACCAAUUUUUACCUCCCUUUAGGGGCAGAAGAAAGGCCUGCCCCCAAAGCGAAGACCUUCCUCAGCGCACCGGCAGACCACUCCAAGCAGAACUGCAGAGAAACGGCUACAUUAAGCGGACAUUUGAGUACAACUGUUGUGGCCUGCGUGGUGAGCAUUUAGGGGCUGAAGAAAAUGCCACUGGCCAGAUCACUGUCCAUGACCUCUCUUAAUGGGCUUCCUCAAUGGGAAGAUGAAGACCUACCAGUGGAGGACUUGUUGCUCUUUGAAGUUUCUUGGGAAGUUACCAACAAAGUGGGAGGAAUUUAUACCGUGAUCCAGACGAAAGCCAAAAUUACAGCAGAUGAAUGGGGUGAAAACUAUUUUCUGAUUGGUCCUUAUUUUGAGCACAAUGUGAAGACUCAGGUGGAAGUAUGUGAGCCUCCAAACCCUGCAAUUAAGAAGGCAAUGGAUACCAUGAAAAGCCAAGGGUGUCAGGUCUUUUUUGGAAGAUGGCUGAUAGAGGGCAGCCCAUAUGUCUUACUGUUUGAUAUAGGAUCAGCAGCCUGGAAUCUGGACAGAUGGAAAGGCGAAUUUUGGGAUGCUACCAACAUAGGGAUUCCUUUUCAUGACCGAGAAGCCAAUGAUGCUGUAAUUUUUGGAUCAGUAACAGCCUGGUUUUUAAAAGAGCUUUCCUGUCAGUUUGAUGACAAGCCCAACAUAGUUGCUCAUUUCCAUGAAUGGCAGGCAGGAGUGGGUUUAAUACUGUCUCGAUCUCAGAAACUUCCAGUUGCCACAAUUUUUACUACCCAUGCCACUCUGCUUGGGAGAUACUUGUGUGCAGCCAAUAUAGACUUCUACAACAAUCUUGACCAGUUUGACAUUGACAAGGAAGCAGGAGAGAGACAGAUUUACCAUCGAUACUGUAUGGAACGGGCAUCCGUACACUGUGCCCAUGUGUUCACCACAGUCUCACAGAUAACAGCAAUUGAAGCAGAACACAUGCUUAAAAGAAAUCCUGAUGUUGUCACUCCAAAUGGCUUGAACAUUAAGAAGUUUUCAGCAAUGCAUGAAUUUCAGAAUUUGCAUUCCAUGUACAAGGCUAGGAUUCAGGAGUUCAUUCGAGGUCAUUUCUAUGGCCACCUUGACUUCAGUCUUGAAAAUACCUUAUUUUUCUUCAUUGCUGGGAGAUAUGAAUUUUCCAACAAAGGAGCUGAUAUGUUUCUAGAAGCCUUAUCAAGACUAAACUUUUUGCUGAGGGUACAUAAGAGUGAUGUUACAGUUGUUGUGUUCUUCAUUAUGCCAGCAAAGACAAACAAUUUCAAUGUGGAAACCCUGAAAGGACAAGCAGUCCGGAAGCAGCUCUGGGACACUGCACAAUCCGUGAAAGAAAAGUUUGGAAAGAAACUCUACAAUGCCUUACUAAAAGGAGAAAUUCCAGACUUGAGCAAGAUUCUUGACCGGGAUGAUAUAACCAUUAUGAAAAGAGCCAUCUUUUCAACUCAGCGACACUGUCUGCCUCCGGUGACCACCCACAACAUGAUUGACGAUGGCAAUGAUCCCAUACUCAAUACCAUCCGACGUAUUGGCCUUUUCAACAACCGAACAGACAGAGUAAAGGUAAUAGUACAUCCAGAGUUUCUUUCUUCGACAAGCCCGUUGCUGCCCUUGGACUAUGAAGAAUUUGUUAGAGGUUGUCACUUGGGUGUAUUUCCAUCAUACUAUGAACCCUGGGGUUACACUCCAGCUGAAUGUACUGUGAUGGGUAUUCCCAGCGUGACCACAAACCUUUCUGGAUUCGGCUGUUUCAUGCAGGAACAUGUUGCUGACCCAGCUGCUUAUGGCAUCUACAUAGUUGACAGGAGGUUCCGCUCACCUGAUGAGUCAUGCAACCAGCUGACUCAGUUCCUGUAUGGAUUUUGUCAGCAGUCCCGUCGCCAGAGGAUCAUCCAAAGAAACCGAACUGAGAGGCUCUCAGAUCUGUUGGACUGGAGAUACCUAGGCAGGUAUUACAUGCAUGCUAGACACUUGGCCCUCAGCAGAACAUUCCCUGAUAAAUUUGAGAUGGAACCAUGUGCUCCACCAAAGACGGAAGGUUUCAGGUUCCCAAGACCUUCAUCAGUGCCACCAUCGCCUUCUGUCUCUCAGCAUUCCAGCCCUCACCAUAGUGAAGCCGAAGAUGAAGAUGAGGAUGAAAGAUACGAUGAGGAUGAGGAAGCUGAAAGGGAUAGGCAAAAUAUCAAGUCUCCAUUUUCACUUGGAGUAUUGCCACAAGGAAAGAAGAAACAGCAUGGAGAGUUCAGGAACUGAAUGUGUUACUCUCCAUCCACGCAGAGUCUCUCCAUGUAUUUAAGAGUAAAGUAGGCAUUGCAAGCUUUGUAUUAAGGACAGUAUGUUAUAUUUUAGGAGAAUCUUAAAUGACACUUGAUCUACACUGUUGGGAAGCCUAAUUUUUCUUCAUCUUGAAAGUAGUUUAAAUGACAAUUCUUCUGUGCUCCUCAGAAGUAGAAGAAUUUUAUCAAGCUUAGUAAACUUAGAGAAUGUAACAGUCUCCUUAAGCUUAUCUAAAGUGUAGAUCACACCUUUGUCUGCAUAAUCAUCUACACUAAUAUUAGUUCAUGCUGAUAGUUCUGCAAUGGUUGUUCCAAAUGAAUUCUUCCUUCAUUUAUGUCCCUCACUCCCUCCUCCCAAACUAACAUAAUCGUUAAGCCAGAGCUCAGAAAAUUUAGAGAAAAAAAGUGUUACACUGGAGAAAUCUUGUCAGAGGUAAAAAACUGAGAAGAAAAUGGUCUUUAUCUUUCCUUAUGCUGUUUACCUUAUUGUAAACUUGCAUCAUUUGAAACCUUUUUUACAGCACAUGGAAGUGUCUUGGACUAAAACACACUGUGGAACAAUAUAAAGUCUUAUGAGGUGGUCAUUUGAAUUAUAGAUACAAAUGAAGUCAUCUUCUUGAAGUCCUUUAGACCCACAAUAAACAGCAGACUGUUUAUUUUCUGA